Molecule: messenger RNA, 1077 nt
Organism: Clonostachys rhizophaga
Lineage: Eukaryota; Fungi; Ascomycota; Sordariomycetes; Hypocreales; Bionectriaceae
Source: the annotation of a GenBank genome assembly
AUGAUUGAAUUGAGGAGGGAAGCCAGGGAGAACUUCCUGACAUGCGCCGUGACAAUCAGCAUCUCCACGGCGGUUGUGGCGCUUAGAUUCUUCACCCGAUUCUAUCUCGGCCAGAAGCUUAUCUUGUCUGAUUAUCUAUGUGUGCUAUCACUUGCGGUAUUCGGCACGUACUGUGGACUUUUGAUCAACUAUAUCUUCAAUGUUUCGGAGGUGGGAGCUUUCGAAGGCGCAUUUGUGCCGUCUGCAAAUAGCGUCUCCAUACAAGAGACCAUGGACUUCAUGAAGAAUAGCUAUGUUCUGAUGCUACUAUUUACGUCGACCAUCACCAUCGUUAAACUGAGUAUCAUAUCGUUCUAUUGGACCAUAUUCGCAGUCAACAAUACCCAGAGAUAUUUGAUUAUGGGCGCAACCGGCCUCGUCGUCUCCUGGUGGAUCGCCUUCUUCUUCGUCAUCGUUUUCCUGUGUACUCCGAUCAGCGCCAUGUGGGAAAAGGUCUUCGAGCCAGGUUAUUGUCUCUCAACGCCUCACGUUCUACUUGGCUACGAGCUUAGCAACUUAUUCAUCGACGUCAUCAUGUUGUGUAUUCCAACACUUGUCGUCUCGAAAUUGCAGCUAAGCUCAAGCAGGAAAUGGUCACUAAUCGCCAUGUUCUUAAUGGGUGCAGCCGUUUGCGUUGCAAGUAUCGUUCGGUUGACAUAUAUCUGGCGGCCACCUAACGUCGCCCUUGACUUCGAUACUUCGAGAACGGUCGUAUGGUCAACACUUCAGUCAGGCAUGGCCAUCAUAUGUGCCUGCUUACCGAUGCUCGGGACACUCUUUACUCGCAACCGAAGCCAACCAUCGUCAAAAUCAAGAACAUGGGGAGACUCGGGGCAACGUGCUGGCUCAGGAUACAAGAGAACCAACAGUCCGAACGCCAGUGUUGAUAGAUGGAAUGACGAUCCAAAUGGACGCUUUCACUCUAACUCCAAAGGUUGGGCCACCCGCGACAACGAUAGCGCUGCGUCAGACGAUAUUCCACUCGACCCGAUCCCCGUGAACAAGAUCCAUGUCAAGCGGCAGGUGCAAGUGUCUUAG